UCCUUUCGCAUCAAGCCCCGCCCCCCGGAAGCGCGCGGGCGGUACCGCUCGCAGCGGUCAUGGCGGCGUCGGCUGCUGAGUGCCUGCGGGAGUGGGACGAGCUGCAGGACGGCUACCAGCGCAUCCAGGAUAAUCAUAAGCUGUACAAACAGAAACUCGAGGAGCUGACCAAGCUCCAGGAUGGGAUCUCCAGCUCCAUCGCACGGCAGAAAAAGCGGCUGAAGGAGCUGUCCUUGUCCCUCAAAAAAUGCAAAGCCCACGCAACUCCCGAACAGGAAUCGUCCAUCCAAGAAACCCAGAGCCUAAUAAAAGAGAGGCAGAAUGUUUUCUUUGAGAUGGAGGCCUACCUGCCAAAGAAGAAUGGGUUGUAUCUGAGUCUGGUGCUCGGGAACGUGAACGUCACGCUGCUCAGCAAGCAGGCCAAGUUUGCGUAUAAAGAUGAGUAUGAGAAGUUCAAGCUCUACCUCACCAUCAUCUUGCUCAUUGUGUCCUUCUCCUGUCGGUUCCUCCUCAACUCCAGGGUGACAGACGCUGUCUUUAACUUCCUCCUGGUGUGGUACUACUGCACCCUCACCAUCCGGGAGAGCAUCUUGAUCAACAAUGGAUCCAAAAUCAAAGGCUGGUGGGUUUUCCAUCACUACGUCUCCACCUUCCUCUCAGGUGUCAUGCUGACGUGGCCGGACGGGCUCAUGUACCAGAUGUUCAGGAACCAGUUCCUCUCCUUCUCCAUGUACCAGAGCUUUGUGCAGUUCCUGCAGUACUACUAUCAGAGCGGGUGCCUGUACCGGCUCCGAGCGCUGGGCGAGAGGCACAACAUGGAUCUGACUGUCGAGGGCUUCCAGUCCUGGAUGUGGAGAGGCCUCACGUUCCUGCUUCCCUUCCUGUUCUUUGGGCAGUUCUGGCAGCUCUACAACGCCAUCACCCUCUUCCGCAUGAUCCAGCACCCCGAGUGCAAGGAGUGGCAGGUCCUCAUGUGCGGCCUCCCCUUCUUCAUUCUCUUCCUGGGGAACUUCUUCACCACCCUCCGCGUUGUCCACCAGAAGUUUCAGAACAAGAAGACAGACACAAAGCGGAAUUGAAGGGGCGCAGUGUUGGGGCCAGGACUGUUUCUUCCCACUGGCUCCAUCCCCACCUCCUCAAUGCCAUCCGGACUCUGGCAUCUCACUUCGUUCCUUGGAAGCCUGGGCGUGGGACAGCUCAGGGUCUGCUCACAAGAGCCUGGUGCUGGAUCCGUGUCUGACUCACUCGCCUGGAGUCCGGAGGGCCCUGUAGCCCCCAUUCCGCCAGCCUCCCUGCCCCAGUGAGCCUGGUGCUCCCCAUCUCUGCCCUCACCACAUUCCCUGGAUGGUUCUGGGCUGAGCCUGGGUUCCCACCCCGCUGCACGGUGCCCUGGGCUGCCAGCCGCCUCUUGGCGUGCUCAGGGCUCCUCUCCAUAUCAUGCGGGUGGUCAGGGUGGAGGUAAAGGGGCCCUCACACCUCACCAGCACAGAGCAAUUGCAGCCCCAGCUGCUCCCUCUGCUUCCAGGGUCAACUGCAGGCGGUGCACAGGGUGCAUUGCACCGAGGGGACAGAGCUGUGGCACAGGAGGGAUGGCAGCACAACAGCCAGUACCCAGCUCCGUGCUGGAGCUGUGCGAGCAGCACUCUGGCGCCUCUGGAGCAUGGGAACGUGACAAUAAAGGGAAGGAGCUGCCUCAGGUCACCAGGGCGGUCUCAGAAUGCUCCAUGCUCUGCGGCUCUGGCUCACCUGGCUGCGGGCAGGGGAGGGAGGAAGAGCCACGUCCCAGUGCCCCCAAAGCAGCCUGGGGUGCAACGGGGCCAGAACAGUGCUGCGAGCUGCCCCACAGGCAGAGGGCAGAGCUUUUGCUGCCGCAGGGGCUCAGUGGGACCUCGGUGGGAAGAGAAUCCUAAGAAAAUGCUUGGAAACGCUAAAGUGUUGGGAACAAAAGCGCACUCCUCAGCCCGGAGCCAC
Messenger RNA from Cuculus canorus (common cuckoo), 1971 nucleotides. It is a transcript of the gene TMEM120A, whose product is annotated as transmembrane protein 120A. The transcript is spliced from 12 exons. The record is from RefSeq and is a predicted model, not a curated record. Gene Ontology annotation, biological process: fat cell differentiation. Bases 60 to 1079 code for a protein of 339 amino acids. Gene Ontology annotation, cellular component: membrane. Lineage: Eukaryota; Metazoa; Chordata; Aves; Cuculiformes; Cuculidae.